CUGAACACCUCAAGGACUGUUGGAGGCCUUCAGCAGCUGUAUUUGGUCUGAUCUCUGCCCACAUCACUGGAAAGCCGUGUGUGUUGUGUCUGCAGCAGUGUGUGUGUGUGUGUGUGUGUGUGUGUGUGUGUGUGUGUAGUCCUGUAGGUGUGUGUGAUGUUUGUUUCUGUGAUUCCUCGGCGUGCGUCUCUGCACCGACGUUUAACCACUGAAUGUUGUUUUUUUUCUCCUCGCGGGUCGUUUUCGUCGCUGUGAUUUCAGAACUGGAGGUCCGGAGAGAGACGGAGAGCGAAAACUAUUUAUCUGUCCUUAGAGAAACAUUUUCACUUCCCAGCUGAGGAAGUGAUGUAACGUCUGAAAACCCCAAGAAAAAUAGACAAAUAUGGAAUUACACAGCAUUUGUUUUCUUCUGUAGCGGAGUCUGUUGCGUUGGUCGAUCUCCAACCUGCUCCGUUUGGUCAUGAGCGACCAAACGCUGGACGUCAGGUCUUAUAGCUGCUCAUGUAUGUACAGUUUGCUGCUGGUUUACAGAUUCUCCUGUUUGUUAGAUUACAAAUAAAAACUAAAAGAAUCACAGGUUUGUUUUUUAGAAUAAACUAAGUGGUCUAAAACUGUCCAGUACGUGCUCAUCCACAUUAUUUAUAAAUGAUGAUGUGAUAUUUCUACAUUUGACCAUAAAAUGAGUAAACGGUGGAACUGAUCCGACUCUUCCUGUUUGUUUGCCCUCCAGCGGCGCUGCCCUUCAUCAUCAUGACCAUCGUGUUCAAACCCUACCAGAGGGGCAUUUACUGCGACGACGAGAGCAUCAAGUACCCUCUGAGACCAGACACCAUCACUCACGGCAUGCUGGCCGCCGUCACCAUCUCCUGCACCGUCAUCAUCAUUUCCUCUGGAGAGGCUUAUCUGGUCUACAGCAAGAGGAUUUACUCCAACUCCGACUUCAACCAGUACGUCGCUGCUCUCUACAAGGUGGUCGGCACCUUCCUGUUCGGAGCAGCCGUCAGCCAGUCGCUCACCGACCUCGCCAAGUUCACCAUCGGCCGCCCGAGACCCAACUUCAUGUCCGUCUGCUCCCCGAAGGUGUGCACGGGCUACAUGCAGGUGAUCAACUGCACCGGCAGGCCUCAGGACGUCACCGAGUCCAGGUUGUCCUUCUACUCGGGACACUCCUCCUUUGGGAUGUACUGCAUGCUCUUCCUGGCGCUCUACGUGCAGGCCAGACUGGCGGCUAAGUGGGCCAGACUCCUCCGGCCCACCAUCCAGUUCUUCCUGGUGGCCUUCGCGGUCUACGUGGGUUACACCCGAGUCUCUGAUUACAAGCACCACUGGAGCGACGUGCUGGUGGGGCUGCUGCAGGGCGCGCUGGUCGCCGUGCUCAAUGUGCGCCUGGUGUCGGAUUUCUUUAAGAAGCGUCCUCCACGCUGCGUGAGGUCCGACGCGGCCGACAGCGAGGAGCCGGAGAGGAAGCCCAGCCUUCAGAUCGCAGACUCGGAGCACAGCAACCAUUACAACUACCACCACAGUCCCGGCACUGUGUGACGGGGGACUGACGCUCGGGGCACAAAGGCCUGCAGACACCACAAACCUGUGUGACAAUCCAGCAGCUUCACCUCCCGACGGAGCAGCCGGCGCUGUUUAGUUAACCUGGGUCAUCUGCGGUCCCGAUCUGCAGGCUGCCCUCGAACUUUAGUGAGUUCAGCAAUCGGCCUUUUGUAUUUCUGUUUGAAAGGAGCAACAGCUCAGGCGGGGCUCUGGUCUGUAGCUUCAGUCCCUCCCUCUGUUCAACCACUCACCUGCCCCCCACCUGCUCCACUGGACUGACUGAGGGGGGCCCGGUGCCCUCACCCCCCUCAGAGACGCCAUGAUGACCUCCUGUCCUCCUGUAGGAGAGGAAGGAGAACGCUGUUUUAUAAAGACAUCGUUAUUGAUGUCAAAGUGUGUGUGGUUAAAGCUGCAUUAAGCGACAGACUCCAAACCGGCUGCAGCAGAACCACGACCUGGUUCUGCCUUCCAGAACCAACAAGCUGGACGUCCCGACGUUAGAAGUUCUCUGCAACCAUCUGACAUUCAGUCUCCUUAAUUCAACAUCUAGUGAGAAAAAAGCCUUCUGCCUGAGUUUAGUUUAGUUUUUUUUUACAUAAAUGAGAUGUGAAGGUGGUUCAGUUUCAGCCAUGUGGAUGAAAACAGCCACACAGUGACGUCUGGGGUCAACAGGACAACUUCAGUUUGGGGAAUUAGCGUUUUCUCUUCAAUCAAAUGUAUUUUUAAUUAGCAGUCUGAGAGUCUUUGGGCGUGUUAACGUAGAGGAGGAGGCGUGAAAUCCUGAACUGAAAGUGAAAAUAAUGAAGUUAUGGAGCCGGUUUCAUCCAGUUACCUCGACGGAAAUUUAGCUUUAAUUCAACUGAUGCUAAAAUUUGACCUUAAACUAUGAACAACAUUAAGUUGAUUCAGUUUCCUUCAUUAUGAUGUGAACACACGCAGUCAGAACAAUGUGUGCAGCUCACAGGAUGAAUUAGACGUUUUCUCUUAACCUGGCAGCCAUGCAUUUAAUUAAGGGAUGCAAAUCGCUCUGUUGAGUUUCCUUUCCGGGUGCAGAACAGCCUACAGCUGCAUGCUAGUCCACAGUAGCAGCUGGUCAUAUGUUGUUAGUCACAUAUCGCUUAAUGGAGCUUUAACGUUUUUAAUGUGUGUGUUUUUUUAUGAUUUCUUCGCUGUAGUUUACCGACUGGUCAGCAGUGAUUACAGAAGCGGUGAGGAUGUUUGUGGAGGCUGGUGAAGUGAUUGGUUUCAUUCUAGAGCACCUUAAGACUGGAAGCCUCACGAGCUGGAAGUCAGCCGCCGAUCAGCUGACAAACCAGAACGCUGAGUCACGUCUUUCCACACCAACAGGUCUACUGACAGCCUGCUUUAAAGCGACGCUACAGGUCUGGUGAUCCCGGUGACUCACUGCUUUGAAUAACUCUGAUACCAGCUGCUUCCUAUAAGCGACUGUCACUGAUUCCGGGCAGCGCCAACUUUCAGCCUUUGUGUCCAAACUGGCUCAACAACAGCAACGCUUUUAACAUAAAUGUAAUGAUGGAGGUGAUGUAUGUUCAGCCUGUGUGAAGAGGACUGCAGAGGCAGAAACCAUGGAUCCAAACAGCUUCAGAGUUCUGCUGGACCCGGUGUGUCAUACCACUACGAUAAGGCCAAUCCUAUUACCUUCACUUUUAUUGUAAUGUUUUAUUUCACAGAUAAUAAUCAAAGAAGGAAGAGACAACCAUUUUGAAAAUGGUGUUUAAUUUAUUUUAAAUACAAAAAAAAGCCCUGUUAUUGACGUGUACGAGGCUGCAAAGCUCUGUUAAGGUGUUUUUUGUGCAAUCAGCCCUGCUUGCCACUAUGAGCCACAGAUACUGUAUCUCCUGAUGCUAUGAGACGUGUUUCGUGAAGGAUGUGUGUACAUAGAUAUAUAAAUGUUUUUAUUUCACGUGUAGGUAAGGUUUAGCUUCACCUGGACGGCGUGCUCUGGCCCGUGCCACACAGCCGGGUCCGGUUCCAGGUUGUGACCAUCAGCCAGACGCCUCAGCAGGCUUUUUAAAGGCUGUUGUAAUGAUAGAGAGUUACACACACCGGCUGGCAGCACGGCUUCAAAGACUGAUCCGUGUUCCUUCCCGUGUUGAUAGAUGGGUUAAUGUGUGCAGCGUGUUCUCCUGUACAGGUCAUGUAGAGCAAGCAGAGCCCUGCAGGACCGACAGUACAUCAGACGGACCACAAACUCGAUAACGAAGGGGUUAGGAGGAAACCGGGGGGACGGACGAGGGAAUCUCACCUGGUAGUGAUUGUGAGGCUCCAGAGCUGAGCCGGGACUAAAGGCGGCGGCGCACUUAACGGGGCGGAGUGUGGGCUAUCCCACGGCGAGCUGAGCUCCUGAGGGACCUCCACACAUUUGAAACACACGUUUACAACCAGAACCAGCUGGUUGCAGUGAAGCUCCUCCCCGACCCGCUGCAGUCGGACCAACGGCACAAAUGAGGAAACAGAAAUGUUCAUGAUUCCUCCCUCUGAACCCGUCUUUGGAAAUCCAAGGUUCUCAGCUGUUGUUGUGGCUCCACGUGUUGUUUUAAAGCUUUUAUCGGGUCAGAGCCUUCCAACGGCUGCUUUCUGUGUUUUUAAUGCGUCACCUUGUGGCUGUGGUUCAUGUCCAGUGUGUGUGUGUGCUUUGUUCAGCCUAUAGAUUCUGUCUAUAGCUUCAACCAGAGGAUUUUAAAUAAAGAUGUAAUCCACA
Stegastes partitus (bicolor damselfish) is the source of this 4264-nucleotide messenger RNA. Its product is annotated as lipid phosphate phosphohydrolase 2-like. Gene Ontology annotation, biological process: phospholipid metabolic process; signal transduction; phospholipid dephosphorylation. The record is from RefSeq and is a predicted model, not a curated record. Gene Ontology annotation, cellular component: plasma membrane. The transcript is spliced from 5 exons. Gene Ontology annotation, molecular function: phosphatidate phosphatase activity. Bases 751 to 1539 code for a protein of 262 amino acids. Lineage: Eukaryota; Metazoa; Chordata; Actinopteri; Pomacentridae.